UUUUUUUUAGAAAAAAGUUGAUUUCAAGUGAUAUUCCUUUGGAAGAAAGUAAAUUUCUAUUAGAAAUAUUUGUUGGAAUAGUUUAAAUUUUUUUUUUUUGCUCAGAAUUAUACAAUAUUCAAUUUGAAUUAGCUCAUCUUUUAGAUAUUUAAAAAUAUUUGUACACCAUAGAAUUUGCAAUAGAAGAUAAACAAUGGCUUGAAAAGUACAAAUAAGAAUUUUCAAUGUCAAAUGAUAUUGGUAAGAUGUUUUUAUUUUUUUUAUUUCUUCGGUGAAUUCCCAAUAAAUGUUUGCGUAUAUGUAGACAGGAUGCAUACGAUCUUAUAUCAUCUAAAUAUCGUCACUGGAUAUAAAUAAAACGCAAAAUGUAAAGAUACGAAAACAAGAUCUCACGUAUAACACUAAAAUAUAAAUUUUGUUUUAAAAAUACUGUUAACGUCUGAUUUUAAAAUUUUGUUAAAUUAGAAUAAAAAUAAUUAAUAGAUAGUUUCUUAGAUAAAAAUUUCUCACAUAAAAAUAAGUAUUUAAUCAAUACUGAUAUCAUAAAACUGUUGAUUGGCAUUGAAAUAUUUUAUGGAAUUAUAUAAUCCUAACACUGACAAAUUAUUAACUACUAGUUGAAGAGAUAUCUGUCUUAGUUUAUUUCCGGUGAUUCACGUCGUAGAAGAUUUCUAUUAAUUGAUAUUUUUUUUCCCAUUAUUAUUGAAUUUAUCUUUCAUUAUCUCUUGUCAAUUGUAGCAAUUAAAAUAUAUCAUCACUAAGUAAAGGAUUAAAAGUAAACAUUGAUUUUCAAAUUUCCUCUGUUAAUUUUAUUUAUCAUUAAGUUUCAUCAUGUAUCAUUAAGUUUCUAUAUGCAAAAAACUAAUUAACGAUAAAGUUAUCAGAAUGAUACUUAAGUAUAAAUACAAUUAUAAUAUAUCAAUCAUUCGAUAUAAAAUAAUGUUAAUUUUUAAAAUUCUCUAUAUAGAAAAAUUCAUAUGAAAUAAUUCAUAAAAGACCGAGAAACAAAUUGCCUCAAACAAACAUGGCUUCCCACUGUUUCAACGGACAUAUUAUAAAAAUCUUCCUCGAUAUUCUUCACAUUCUUAUCAAACUUCCAAACAAUAGAAUAACACUUGUCCGUAAAAUCUCGGUAUUGCAUUUCAUUGCACCCGUUUCAAUACGUAUUUUCCUAUAUCUCGUGAUCCGUUAAUAAUAGGUUAAGUGUACCAGCGGAAGAAAUUCAAGCGUGAAACCACUCGUUACACCAUACUAUAUACUAAAUGUUCCUUAAUUUCCCAGCAGCCAUCGGAUUUGUGGUUUUUUCACGGGCCGCUAGAGGAGGCUAUUAGCGGCGUGUCAGUGUGUGCACGUUGCCUCUAUUGCAUGUGUUGUGUAACGUUGCUUACACACACACACAGGUAUACACAUACACAUAUACGGUCGCAUUAUAAUAACCGUGUUACCACAAAGGCGACAACUUACUUGCAGAUUAGAAGAAGAAAAGUAGUACUUGAGCGGACUCUUGAGGCGUGCUGGUCUUUACCGUGGCGUGUUAAAGUCGACCGCACAUAUUUAAAGAGCGGCCGGUAAACUUUGCGAAAGGGAAAACCGUGUGAAAGCUCGCGAACCCCUCUUUUUUUUUUUUUUCUUUUCUAGUUACCCCUUCUACUAGGCAUGCCAAUUCACGUCCAAUUAAACGUAAUAACGAUCCGUUGGCUUUGAACGCGAAAAGAACAACCGCACUUUGGAUUACACGUUUUUACAUCACGAUCGUCGUUAGUUUAUAAUAAUAAGCCAAUGAAAGCUUUCACGAAUAACAUCACCAUUAUAAUAUUAUCUCCGUAUUGCACAAUGGACAGAUAUUUCACGGAUAUUUUAUCUCCCAAAAGAAAUUACUACUUCACCUAACCUAACAACCACACGGGGACAUCGAAAUCCCGUAACCUCGCAAAGCCUCGCAUUUUUUCCAUUUUCACCAUUCACAUUCAUUUCAAAGAAUUAUAUUGGAAAAAUCGGCUCUGAAGAUAUGUAGGAACAAAUAGCUGACUACACGAAUAGAUAGCCUAACACGUGAUAGGCUGGGAAUAGAAUAAGAAAGAGAAUUCGAUGACAAAGCGGGUCGUGGGAGAUAAGAAUGAUUGGGAAACGAGAGCAGAAAUAUAUCUGGAAAAACAAUUUAUCGCGAAACAAGUUGCCGUGGCAAAUAACGGAGUGCACUCUUGACCCAAUAAGAAAUGAUACGCUUUGACGAACGAAACUGUGGGAUUGGUUACCAUCUUCUGGUCAUCGUUGUUGCGAUUCUCGUCAGAUUAAUCGCGCUCUUUAUACUCAUCUGCCGACUAUAUUGCAUUCCGCGGAUUUAUUUCGCUUCACGAUAUCGACGAGUUAUAGGGAUGUUAUAGUCUCACGAGAGUCGUAUCGAGGAUACGUGAAUCGAGCGUCGUUAUUAUUUGUUUUCGUGUUUCGCGGACGUGAUGUCUUGAUUUCCUUAAAAAUGAUCAGCAAUUUCAACUUGAUAUAUUAAAAAAGAUCGAGAUAAAAGAAAAGGAUCUUCAAUUUAAAGAAUUUUCAAAUUGAAAAGGUUCUCGGUGAUAUCACAAAGAUGAGAUUUCAAGUUUAUAUUCUUCAUCUUUGCUUCUUUAUCCUUGUUGUGUUGACGUACCUUUCCCAGGGACAGUCCUACACCACAACUACAACCACAAGCACAACCGAGCAGCCUACUUUUCUACAAAAGAUCCAUGAAACGUUCAAAAAGGUGAAGGAAAACGCAAAAAUUCAUAAUUUAUAUAUUUUCGACCCGCCAACUUGGAUUUACACAACAACUACGGAAAAACCAGUAGAAUCAACUGAAAAUUUUGAUAUAACGAACAGACAACUCAUUACAGUACCUGUCAGAUGUCCUCCCAAUUACGACUUCAUAAAGGGAAGAUGUCGCGAGAAAAUUCCAUAAAUUUUGAAUUCUUUAUUCCAAUUUUUGAUAUAUUUAUCGUCAUAUAAUGUAUAAUAAAAUGCUAAUUCUCAUUUCUGUUUUAUAAAUAAGCCUUCUAUAAAUCGUAGAAAUACACACGCAGGAAAAAGAUAAUUCUGUAACAACUUGUUAUUAAAUAAAAUAUAAAAAAAUCGAUACAUUAUUACACACACAGAGUUAUUAUAUCAUACGCAAUUUCAUUUUUGUUUUGAAACCUACGGUAUAUGAUGUUAUCGUACGAUCGUACGAUCAUCACGUUUGAUCAUCCCGAGGGAGAUUGGCGGCGAGAUGCGACGUAAUUAUCGAACGCUUGUCUCGCGUGAGUUUCGUGGAACUUGACAGCAACGAUGUAACUACGAAUGAGAUGCGAAAGGGAAGGGAAAUAUCGGGUAGAAGGAGGUAAGUUUACGAGGGCCGAUGAAUCUUGCGUGAAAUGAAAUGUGAAAAACUUAUCGAAUAAAGAUUCCGUGUAAUUUUACGGGGGCCAAGGAAUCCUCCGCUAAAUGAAAUGUGAAAUGACCUCUGAAUGAAACCGUUUCUACUCGAGUAAGGCUUGAUCUACAAAAGUUCCCACAGCCGAUCCCGAAUAACAACGAUCGAGUAAAAUUGGGAUUAGAAAAGUUUCAUUUAUUUUUCACUUAAUUUUUAUGAAUCUUACCUUUAAUUUCAAGUUAACAAGCGAGCAGAAUAAUUGAGUUCCACGAAGCAAAUGCACGUAACAAGUCGAGAAAUUAAUUAACAAAAAUGAAAUAAAGUUACGUAAAAUUAAUAUAACUAUCCUAUAAGACUUCUUAAAAGUUAUAAAAAAAUAUAACAUAAUUUAUAAUAUUAAUCGUUCAUCAAUUUGUGAUCCGUAAAAUUGUUGAAGUCUUAUCUUUUCAAAUUUUCGUAUUAAUCUAAUCCACCUAAUCCGAUUCACGACAAUUAUAAAAUCCCGCGCAAGAACAACGAAUUCGAUCAAUUACCGGGUAAAUUAAUUCAGUUUCUCAUGUUAGUCACCAGAACGGAGAUAUGAUCUGAUCCGAUAAGGAUCGAGGUCUGUCGGCAAAUGCGACGAAGGCACGGAAGAAAUGGCCGAAAAUUCGCCGGUCCCACGCGCGACAACUUAUCGUAAUCGUUCAUUAACCAAACACCACUUUUCUCGGCCAAUUAUCAAUUACGAUCCUUGUAACUUGAUUCAUGCUUGUUUCGCGUGACACACGUUUCCGCGAACGUGGCGCAACAAACUUCGAAUUAAAAUUCCACGAUUACACGCCGAUAAUAACAAAUACAUAUAGUAAGUAAAUGCACAUAAUAUAGUUUUGCACGGAAUAUAUAUAUAUAUAUAUAUACGCGAGAUAGAAAAGAAUGGCGAAUGAAUGAAAGGGGAGCAGCCGAAUUUGCGUGAUUGCUAAUUGUGAACGUAGAACCUUUGGCGACGUACUCUCCCCUCCUUUUCCUCUUACUCGCGUAUUCAAGUCAGCCAGAUUUUGUACUCAUUGUCAGAAAGUAAAGACCUCCUCGACACUUGUUGCUCGCCAUCGACAUUUGUCUGCGCGUUCCACUGUUAUAUACGCGUGUGCAUUUCGCUUUCGCGGUUGCAUUCUUUGUCGAGUUAUAUGUAUAAAUACGAAUGACUCGAACAUGUACGGGUGUACAAAGAAAAAGAUGGAGAGAGAGAGAGAGAAAGAGGUAGUUAGGACGACUUGAUAAUACCUACUUGGUAUUCUUCGUUUCUCUUAUUUUCUCUGAAUUGUGCGACAAAUGUCUACGAAAUAGGUAUCCAUUAUUGUCAAUUAUAUGUGUAUUGUAUCUCUGAGUGUUUAAUUGAAACGAUUCUUGGUGUGAAAAAAAGAAGAAUUAUAUAUAUAUAUGUAUACGAUGAGCGAAUUUUUCUGUAUGUGGAAUAUUUUAUUCUUUUCUUUUGCAUUUUCAUUUAAUCGUCAACGAAUGCAAUUCCUUUUUCGUGUUUGAGGGUGGUUUAAAAGUGAUAACGUUUGUUGGAUUUGGGUUAAGUGUGAAUCAAGAAUAGAUUAGAUCAAACUUAACUAGUGCUUAGCUAUGAUACAGUUUCCUGAUAUUGCUCGUGAUCACGUAACUGUAGAAAAAUAGCAGAAGCAAACGAUGAAUAAGAUCCAUUACUUGUAGAAUAUUAGUUAAAGCAAAUUUUUGGAAUCUUUCUUCUUAUUCCGUAUAAUUUUUUUAAAAAAUUAUACGUUUUUUAUAAUCGAAUGGAAUAUAUUUUUAUAGAAGUAUAUUUACAAGUUAUACUUACAAGUUGAUGGAUAUAAUUUGAAAGAUAUUCGAACUGAAUUCGUCUGAAGCCCAGAUCUGAAGUUAAUCUAAUUUAGAAUAUAAUGGGAGAGUUAAGUAUAGAUUAGCAUGAAUUAGUAAGGAUUAGACAUAAAUUAGAUCUGGCUUAAGAUAUUGAUCGCCUAAAUUUCAGACUAAAUUGUCCUAAUAAAAUUUUUAUGCCGUUAAAUUUUAUAUAUACUUAAUCAAAUUAUACGCUUGAUCAAUAAGCAGUUUCGCAAGAUCAAGCGUUCAAUUGUGUAAUAACGGCUGACAAUUUUUCGCCCGUAGGAAAAGUCAUAAAAUUAAUUCGUAUUUAUUUUUAAAACAAAUGAAUCGAGCGAAAAAUUUUAUUUCUGGUUUAUUGGAUUUGGCUUCAAUGUUUCAGAAAGAUAACGUUUCGCACGCCAGAGUAUAUUUAACGAGGUGGUAAAUACACGAGAGAUAUACAAUAUUCGAUUCUAUAUAAACGCGUCAUUUUCCAAUUUGUCGAUACGAUAUUUAAAAACUAUAGUUUCAUUAAACUUUUUUCUCUCUCUCUCUCUUUCUCUCUCUCUCUUUCCCUUCUUCUCGUAAAUUCUAUACAUUCAAUUCGGUUGAUCCCAGUGUAAAAUUUUCGAAAAAAAUGCCGUAAGUGAAGGAAGCAUUAAGGGAUCGUCGUAUGAGUGAAUUUCAAUUGAAUUCGUUUAAAUGGACAAAAUUUUCUUUCGAUCGCCAUAAUUUUUCAAAUUAUUAUCCCAGUGUCGUUCAAAAUUGCGAACACGAGGUAACGGUGAAAGAAAGAAGAAAAAAAAAUAAAAGAUUACCCUACGGUCGAUGAUUUCGUCGUGCCGUUUUCGUCGGGCACGGUUUGAAAGCGAGCCAAAAAAUUUGCUCUGGCCAGCGUGGAAAAACACAUAAAAAUUCCGACAACGACGUAACUUCAUUUGCAUCACUAAUGCCGUUGUCGAAACAAAUUUCCUCGUUUUUCCCGCCUCUUUGUUCUGUCUUCUCUUUUCCGUACAUUGUUUAGCCACGAUAAAAAGAAAAGAAAAGAAUAGAAGGGGGAGGGGAUCAAGUGAAAUCACAUAUAAUGAAAUUGAACGAGAAUUCGAAUGAUCUUAAUUUAUAAUUAUAUAAAUUAAUAAAAUAUCUUAAAAAUAUGCGAAUCGAGUCUCAAAUGGUGAAUUAUUGUCUUCUUUCUUUUUUUAUGGAGGAGUAUACGACGAAGUAUCGUACUUUUUAAUCAAAUAAUUUUAUUUUGCAUAACCAGUUCCAUUUUAUUUAAUAUCUAUCCUUUUAAAUUUAUUUCAUAAAAUCGAAAAAAUCCUUUUGUAUUGUAAAAGAGUACAUUUUGUUUUAUAAAAAAAAUUAUGCAUCACUUUCAAGAUAGAUUAAUUUGAAUCACAAUUAAUAAGGAUAUUAAUUCAAAUAUUGAAUAUAAAUUCAAUAUUAAAAGUUAAUAAGAAUCAAUUUUAUUUUAUAUUACAUAUAUAUAUAUUUUUAUCGAAGGUGCAAAAUUUUGGAGACAAUUUAACUCGUGACGGCAGGAGAAACAGAUGGGAGGUUAUUGCGCUCAGAGCUGAUAGUCGGAUAAUCCAUAGUCGUUACUUUGUUACAGCGCACGUUAUUGUCGUUAAAAGUAAGAAUCUUGAUACUUUUGUACUUUUAUGAGACGCCAUCUCUUUUUAUCGGACGCUACGCGAUUUUUUAUUACUCCGCGAGAAGACAAAUUUACUCGCUGUCUCAGCGAAAAUAUUUUCCUCGUCCUUGCAUUAUUCUCAUUUUUUUUAUUAUCAUUAUUAUUAUAGUAGGUGAACGUCUAUUCUUAAAUGAUAAAUUGUCACAGUAAUAUUAUCAGUUCCUUAUAACACUUUACCUUAUGAUUUUCCCCAUUUUAAUUUCAUUGAAUCACAUUUAUGUUGAAUUAAUUCAAAAAUCUUUUCUUUUCUUCAAUUCAUUUUAUUUCUUAUUUAAUUUUGUUUUUAAGAUUUUCGAUAGUGAAAAGAGGCUAAUUUCUUUUCAGGUUUAUUAACUUUUGCGUUUGUUUCGGCCUCUAGAAUCGGAUCGUUCGAAGUUACAUGAAUAUAUUAACAUCUACUAAAAAGUAUUUUUAUAUUGUUAUUAAUUCGAGAAUUUCCACUUCAGAGUAAUCAGUUUAUAUAAUUCUGUCAAGUUAAAAUUUCAAUAAAUUUUGUUACAAUUUUAUUUUGUUGAAAGAAAGAAUAAAUAUAUAAGAAACAAGCAAUAAUUCGUAUUAACAAUGCAAAUAUUGUGAAAUAAGAGUUUAAAGAAAAAUUUAAUAAUUUUUUUAUGAAAUAUUUGAUGAUAUAAAAUAUAAAUGAUCCAUUUCUCUUUCAAAUUACAUAUUACAUAAUUUCUCGAUGCUAAAUGAACUCGAAAUAUUUCCUCCUUUUCAUUAAUAUUUCCCUUUCGAUAUUAAAAACCAAUCAAACCAACGUUUCGAUCAAUCAAUUCUCCCAAUUCAAUAUCAAUGAUCCGGCGUUCUUUCUCUAACGCUAAUUUAAAUAUUUCCUCCUUUCGUUUUUUUGUGGUCGACAUCCUUUCAUAAAACAUCAUUGAUUCUAAAAUAAUGAAAAAUUUAAUUAGUUUUUUUUUCAUAUAUUAAUUAUUCGUGUGCAUAUGCAAAAUAUUCUAAAAAAAAUUAAAUACGGAUUCCAUCUUCUAAUAUGAAUGUUGAGUCAAGAUAAAAAAUUCAUAGAAAAGUAUUAGGAGUACUUUAAAUGAGGCAACUGCAAAAACACGAAUUUUAUAAUUUAAAAUUUUUUUAAAUAUAAUAAUUUAAAUAUAUAUGUUUUUUAAUAAAAUUAUUAUCAUAAAAUUAUAAUAAUAAUAUGUAUAAUAUAUAGCUAUAAUUUAUUCCAGAUAUUUCAAAAGCUUUUCUUCUUAAAAUUAAUUUUUAAAAUAUCGUGGUUAUCCUUUCAAAAGUUGCAAAAUAAAAUUACCAGAAUUAUUUUUCAGAAUCACUUUUCUGAAAGAAUGGACGAUCAAUUAAACUAAAAAAAAAAAAUAAAUAUUUCAAAUAUUAUUCCAUUUCGUUUAAAAUGUUUAUUCGUAUCUCUAUUUUUGUAAAUAUUUUUAAUGUCACAUACAAAAUUUCAUUAGAAACAAAAGUUUAAUGAAAUUUACACACGAUUCUCAUAUCACGUACACCACACUCAAUAAACGUGAAAUUUUUAAAAUAUUUGCAAUUUCUAUUCGUUUCAGUUACGAAUAUAACAUACAAAUAUCUCUAUAUAUCAACUACACGCACACAUACACACACACACACAUAUAUAUAUACAUAGAAAUCAAUAUUUAACAAUUCUCAUAUUGAAACACCUCACAAUUCCAAUCUCAACUUUUGAAACAUCCUGUAAAUACAUAUUAGGCAACUAGCGUACACAACGUCAAUCAAAAAGUGCGGAAAUAACGGAGGAGAAAAAGUAACGAGUAAAUAAAAAAAGGGGAGGAAGGGAGGGGAGGGAAGAAAAAAGAAAGGGAGGAGGAAGCAAAACGAAAAAUUACUCCAUUCGAUUCGACCAACUAAAUACAUCGGCCACGGUUGAAAGGGGAUUCGAGAGGUAGAAAAAGAGGGUUGAAGAGCGUAGAGAGAGAGAUAGGCGUGACACGAAAACGAAUUCGUCUGCCCCCUUCUCCCUCCCUCUCCGUACCACUCGUCUCGUCAAACACCGGAUUUUUCCUCUGGGCCAAUAUCGCAGGGUUUUUUGCAUACCCAUAAACGAUCGCGACGUCGAACAGCAUCGAUAACCCAUAAUCAUUGGUGUCCCGUCAGCCCGCUCCUUCUGGGCAUGAAUAAAACAAACAUAAGUUUCGCAGCGAAUUCAAUAUCCAGCGCCCCUAUAACACGCCACGGUGGGGAUAGAACCGCGAUGGGACGAGCGGGAGCAAUCAGUUGCACCCGCGUGCAUAGACGUUCGAAUGCAUGGCGGUCAGGGUCCGAGUUGGGGCUCGAGUUUGCCGAAAUUUAUGACCGAUUUUACGACGUGUUUGCGAAAAAUGGCGGCAAAUUUUUUUAAAUACGAACUUCCAAAUAAACGAACUUUCCGUUUCGGGCAAAUUUUGGAAUCAUUUGUUUAUUUCAAUUAGAUUUGUAAUAGGAUCGGAUUUUAGAAAUAGAUCGAGAUUAAACAUCAUUGAAAUUUUUAUUCUUUGUACGUGAUAUUUUUUGUUAGCCUUUAUCGUUAAUAAUAAUUGUAAAAAUAAAAGUGUAACGGUGUACAUAAAUUACGCGAGUAUAGAUUUAAUGAGGCACUCUUUAUUCAGAGUGCAUAGCUGAUAAAUCAAACAUCACGACAUUCACACGUGGAAUCGUUGAAUCGAGAAUCAAGGUUCGAAAGGGAUUUUUCCAGAUCCAGGCGUGAAGGAUCACUCUAAAUUUCUUAGAACACUUCAUUCCCGAUUCGGAAAAGAACGGAUUUCGUAAGAGAGAGCCGUGACAUUCGCGAUGAUUGGCCCCAUUAUUUUGGAAGGAUUGUUCAAUCAGCAACCUAAAGGAUUCUCGAUCAAAAGUUUUGUCUUUUGGAGCAAGGAAGAAAUUAGUGAGUCAAAGGAUAAACGAUUUAUUAGAGAUCAUAAGAAUUCUACAGUUAAAUCUUAAAAUCUUACUCAAGUCAGAUUUUCAAUUAAUUCGCUUUCAAUUGGAAAAUUUCAGUUUUUCAACGAGUUCAGUCGGUCGGUUAUCCCAAUCGGAAGAUUCACAUUUUUCUCAAAUCAGAAUGUAGGUGAUUGUUUAAAGGAUUCUGAUUUUAACAAUUCUACUAAUUUUACUUUUUUAUAUUAUAGAUUUAUUGACAUCUAUAUUUUGAAAUGUCGUAUAAUAGAAAAUAUUAUUUAUUAUGUAAUAUUGUGUUAAUUAUGUAAAAAAAAAUUUUAUGAUAACUAGAAAAAUUCGAAUAGUAAAUUUUAGGUUCAUUCGGAUAUAAAGUUUUAAAUAUUUUAACUGCAUUAUUUUUCUUAUCGAAGAAAAAGUUUUUUUUUAAUAAUUACUUUAAGAAUUUAUUGGAUAAUAAAGUAAAGAUGAUUAAAAUAACUUAGGAUUUUUUUAGGAUUCUUAAAAAUUCCAGAAAAUAUUUAAAGACUUUGAGAUAGAUAAAAUGAAUUUAAAAAUGUUGAAUUAUUAGUAAAAAAAAAAAAGAAAAAGAGAUAUGAUAUGAAGAAAUAUAUGCUACGACAGAGGAUAAUUUAAUAAAAAUAAAUUAAUAAAGGAAACGAUGAGAAAUUAAUAGUUAUUACUUCAAAUAAUUUUUAAUAUCGUAUAACAUAAUUAUUUAUUACAUUCAUUAUCAUAAAAAUCUAAGAUUAUUAGAAAUAAUAUUUACAGAAUAAUAUUUCAAUUCUGUAGUAAACGAGCAGGCUGAUUUGUUGAUUAUUUUUGUGUUUGAUCAAAUUCACUCUGUCUGGUUGAACUUUGCUAGAAUUCUAAGUUUAGUAUCUUGCAUCUGUAUGCAGUUUACGUUACUACACACGGAAGUUGAUUGUUUGGAGGUAGCGAAGGUUUACGAUGGAAACUCGUAAUUCCAAUUACUAAUAUCCGAUCCGGAUGGAAAAGAUGGGAACUAAACCGCUCGACUUGUGUCUUCUGGCUUUAUUAGAAAUCGAUAUUUAUUGUUCGGUAUAAUUAAACGCGCUCGUCUUGCAUCUUAACCCUUUCCAAAUUAAAUUUUUUUUUUGUCAAUAACUUCUUCGUAUAUUUCUUAAUUCUGAAACGAUGCAAAAAUUUAAAAAUUAUUGAAAAAAUGAUCCUCAAAUCAUAAACGAUCGCAGUUGUCGUCAUUGUUCAGUAUCUUAAAAUUAUAAGGUAUAACGAUUCGCUUUUUUUUUAGAAUAAAAACUAUAGUACAAUCUGAAAUUUUCUUAAAACUUUUUCCUAAUUACGAACAAAAUUUUAACUAAUAUGCUACGUUGUUAGAAGCCGCUGACUGGUGACUGGGUCAAAAAUACGACAAAUAUCGUUAAUGGGUAUAUGUUGCUGUGUCAUACCGUGUUUCAAGGCCACGAUCAACUUAGAAUUCUCCAUACCUUUGGUUCCACACGUUGGAUAUGGAAUAGGGAGGGAAAUGACGAGGCCUGGAAAGCGGCGUUUCGGGCAAUGCCGCUUUGAAAAUCGAUAAACGGCUCCGCGUAGUCGACCAGUCAGGAGCUUUUCGGUGUAUCCGCGCUGGAGAUCCUGCCCUGGUCACGUGGCGCUGCUUACGUCCACGGAAAUACCAGCCAUCAGCUUAAAAUUGCACACAAUGUCCCUAUCGACACACGGCCAUCUCGAAAAGAUCACGGACACGAAUUGAUCGUCCAGGGUCGAGUUAAGCUUAAGGAGAUUAGGUCACCUAUUUUGCUCUGUUUUUCUCACUGUAACGUUCGUACACGUAUAUAUUGAUUGCUGCUACGUUUUAUAGGACGAUUCGAAAUUUAGGAUAAACAUCUAUUAAUCGUUUAAGGAAUAAAAAGGCAAUUUCGCUUUUUUUCAAUGGACGAUUAAAAUGUGCGUGAAGGAUUUUUAGGAAAAUUAGUAUUUAAUUUUUCACGAAUGAUUAAAGUUGAAGAGUCAUUGAUUAAUGUAUAUUUCUUAUAAAGAUCAAAGUUAGAUCUUUAUAUUUUGCGAAAGAAAAGAAUUUAUAGGAGAAUUCGUACAUAGGAUAAUAGUAUAAAAUAAGAUUUUGAAACGAAGGAUAAAAUUAGAUAUUUGUAUCCGGAAAAUAAUUUAAUUUCGAGAAUAAUUUGGAUAUAUUUUUGUAUCGCGUAUCUCAAUUAAAUGAUCGAAACGACGUUACAACUACGAUUAAAUUAUUAUUAACAAAUACAUCUAUCGUUAUUUUUAAAAAUAAAACCUACAACUAGAUCGCAGUUUCUAAUUCGAGAAUUGCCAUUCUGUUUUUAAGGAUUACAAAACGGUUCUCGAUCGUUUCAAUUGGUAGAAUUGAUCCGAUUUAUGAUUCUCGUUGAUUGAAAAUUUUGAUUUGUUUGAAUAUCGGUGAAAUUGACACCACUCGUGGACAAGGCUGAUCUAAGUGUGACAGUUUCUAUCAAGCAUGUCCUCUUCUAUGACUCGAUUACACAGCGUGUUGUAGAGAUAGAUCCGAUUAAAACGUCCGAUUAAAGGGGCUGUAAGUAAUUGCAUCCAGCAGAUGACGCGGGAUGAUUGAUCGAAUUAAUCAGCCCGGGUACUCGAACAUCGCUAAAAAGCAACUGGCAAGUCGCGAUAAAUGGAACAUGGACAACUCGAAUGCGAACGAAACAACUGCAUCGACCUAACUUAUUCAAUUUCAAAGUGAAAGCAAUCAGUACUAGUAUUUGCCUGGUUAAAUUCGACAGCCUCGGUACUAACCAUUCUGAAUUUAUCGACUCGGUGAGAGGGAAAAGCCUCUGGAAAGGAAACCUAAAAAUGGGUCAACGGUGUGUCACUCAAUCUAAUCCUACUAUUUUCACAGUCAAUUUUAAGAAUUUUAGAUAUUUCCAACAAGAUGCUUAAGAGAGAGAAAAAAAAAAUCUUGGUUAAGUGAAUUUCAUAAAAAGUUUCAUUACUACUUAAAAUCCUGAGCGAGAGGAUCGUAAUAAAAUCUUUAUCAAACCAACUUGGAUGUUUGAUGUAAGUAUGAAAAAAUUCGAUUACAUAGAAUUAUGUAAUUUGAAGAGUAAUAAGAGUAAUUUGAAUUAAAAGAAGAUCAUUUGUUAAUUUAUAUGAGAUUAAAAACUUUGGAUUGUGUGAUUACAAUUGAAAUAUAUCAAAUUCAAUGAAUCAAAAAAAAAAAAAAGGAUUUAAAAUGAAUUGAAAAAUUUCCAGAUUAAACGUGUGAAAAUUCGCUAAGCAAAUUCGGUAUAAUUAAAUAAAAAUUUGUAAUUAAAUUCUGGAUUCAAUCAGAUUAAAGCAAAAUGAAAUUUAGAGUAAUAACAUUCUAUUAUUAUAAUUUAUUGGUUCUAAAAAAUUAUUGAUCACAUUAUAAUAAUAGAAUAGAUAAGAAUAUCAUUCGUUUUACAACUAUAUUUAAAUACAUCUUGAAGGAUGAUAACAUUAAAUAAUUUUAAUCUGAUUUAUUGAAUUAGUUAGAAUUAGUAGAACGUAAAAUUUAAAAUAAUUCAUCCAUUUCGAAUAAAAAUAUAAAAGAUCACUAAUUGAAUAUGAAAUAAAAAUCCUAAUGAUAUAAAAUGGAAAAUGGAUCAAAUAAUUACGGUAAUUAAAUUUAUAACGAUUCAAAUUGAAACUUAGAUGAGAGUAAUAUUUAGAAAGAAAAAACUCGUCGAUUUCAAAUAAAAAUACUUAAUCAAAUCCUAUAAAAACGCCAAUAAUAUUUAAAACCCAGAAUUUCUUUGUACGAUAGUACAUCAAUCAAUAAUAGUGAUAAAUUGUCAAAACACGAAUUUUAGACUUUUGUUGCGCCAAUAGUUUUUACAAUUUUAAAAUCCUACCUUGAAUGGGACAAUCAAUUUUACCAAUUUGUAAUUGGUAAAAUUCAUUCGUAGAAUUUUAUUUGUUUCGUUAUAAAAUUUUAUUGCUAGAAAAUGUUGUGCAAGAAAAUUUAUUACUAUUAAUUUAUCGAAAAUAAAUAAUUAUUAAUGUUACUAUAUAACUUCGACAUUAUAAAUAAUAAUAAAAAUUAUAAAAAAAAUUUUCUAUAAAAGUAAUAAAAGUAACAAAAGUAUUUUAACAAAAAAUUGAACAAAAAAUCAAUUACAAGAUAUAAUAUAUCUUUUUCCCAUAAUAAUUGAGCUUGGUAAUUGAAAUUUUUUAUCAAAUUCGAUCAAAUCAAAUUAGUAAUUAUCUAAUUGUCUUAUACAAUUACAACUUAAAAAAAUCUACAAUCUACGAUAUAUUAAUCAUCAAUCGAUCAAUUUAGCAACUUAUUUCCACGUAAAAAAAAAAAAAUAAAUAAAUAAAUAGAAAAAAAAGUUAUUCUAAUUUUAAACAUUCCCUUUCACUUUGAAUACUAAUUCUAUCGAUGAUCAACCGAUUUAACCAAUUUAACAAAUUCGGAUUAGGGAAGGAUAGUAGAAAAAUCGCGAGUAGGUCGCGGGCAAAGGGCACACAGGUGCGCCAGAUCCCGAAGGAGGCUUCCAUCCUCGCCUCGUCCUAGCCCGAUAAAGUGCGCAGACGUCCUCGCACGCCGACGAGGAUGGCCGAGUGGAAGAACAGUGGAGGCGCGAAACGCUCGUUCCCCCGUGUCCGGAAGCAUCGAUGUGGCCUGAACGUCGCACGAGGAGAGGCUGCCAGAGUGGGAUGGAGCGAUGGUGGAAACUAGCCUCAUUCCCUAUACGGCCGCGCGCGAUGCGGGUGGGUGAGAGCGAGAGAAAAGGAUAACGCGGCCGCGCACGCGCGCCACCAGCCUCCGGAACGGCCGACGAGAGAUCUAGAUGGAGUACGGAUCGGGUGGGAGCGCGAGGAGGGGCGGAGAGAGGGAGAAGGAGGAACGUAUACACUGGUCUCGUAGGGCAGUCGUUCCUCCUUCGUCGUUCCUUCGCAAAGGCGCAGACCGCUUUUAAUAAAAUUAUUUUGCGCGACAGGGAGAUAUAAAAAAGGAAGAAAAGAUCGCGAAACUAUCCCUACGACCAUUGUACGGUAUUAUAUCGUUCAACGAUACACAUAAAACCGGUGUCUUUCGCUCGUUGCAGUAUUAUAUCGGUCGCGUAUCACGGUGUCGCUGCUCCCUCGUACCAGCAGUGCAAAGUGGUGGUGCCGGUGGCUAGACGAGAGGAGCAGGCGGAAGAAAGGCGGAGGAAGCUACGAGACGAAGCUCGUCGUCCUUUUCGUCGUCGCCGUCGUCGUGCACGGGGUCAGUAUCGGGCCGAAGGAGCAAGUUGGAACUUUCCUUUUUCCUGCGAUUUUUACGUAUCUGGUACACGAUAUAUAAUCGGAGGAACCAAGUUCUCCGAGCAAAGUUAGUCCUGGAGGAGUGUUUUGGGGGAGAGAUCCAUCGCUAGGAAGGAGGUAUCUUCUCCACGUCGCGUGUGCUUCAAGGAGAUCUCUCCGACACGGUGGUCCUGAUCGCCGUUUAUUGAUUUCAGCCAGGAGGUGCUCAUAGCCUCUGCGUUUACUCGUCACGCGAAAUUUUUGGCCGCACCAUCGCGCGUUUUGCCGAUCGAUUCGCACGCUCGUCCUCCCACCAAGUCUCGCUCGCUCGCUCGCUCGCGACCCUAUACGCUCGCCUCUCUCUUUCCUCCUCGUCCACGCUUUUCCAUCGUUUCUUCGUUUGCUCGUUUGAUCUUUCUCCGUCACCCUCGAGAGUCAUGAAUCGGUACCCGUGACGUCACGCGCGUCAAUCGGCCGCGACCCGUGCCCUAAACCAGGGAUCGUCUCGAUCUAAACCACGACCCCACGAUCGAUCGUUUGACCGGACAGGAUACUCGAACUACCCGUACAUACGUACGUAUAUAUAUCUAUCUAUGUAUGUAUAUAUGUAUGUAUGUAUGUACAUUUUCGCGAGUGUGUGCACGGAUAAUGUGUACGAUGCACCGUCACGAUAUACAGUGAUAUACUCGAUUCAUCCUUCUUAUACGUGCUUAUUCCUUCUCUGUUGGCCAUUUUCCAAGAGUAGAGGAAGAACAAAGGAUUGAUCCGGACGCGGUACAUCAUCCAUGAGGACGAGACGACGUAAGGAUCGGAGGAGGCUAAACUCGUGAGUCGUCGAGUCGUUGCACUCAAGCUUGGGAAUCGAGCCGAAUGAUGCCCAAUUGACGAAGACCGCGCAGUCCUAGGAAUGGCCCCAUUCAGUUCCGUCUUCCUGGGCGUCUGGGGAGUGUUCGUGAUCGUCCUUAUACAAGAAUCUAGGCCCGUCAGCUGGGAGGAAUGGUGGACCUAUGACGGUAUUUCCGGUCCCGGGUUCUGGGGUCUGAUCAAUCCGGAUUGGUGGCUGUGCCACAAGGGCAGACGUCAAUCGCCGGUGAACCUGGAACCGUCCAGGCUCCUCUUCGACCCGAACCUGCAACCCCUUCACGUGGACAAGCACAGGGUAGGUGGUGUGCUGGCCAACACCGGCCACAGUGUAGUUUUCGCCGUGGACAAUGACACGCGCCAUCCGGUCAACAUAUCUGGUGGCCCGUUGAGUUAUCGGUACCAGUUCCACGAGAUACAUUUGCAUUUUGGAUUGGAUGAUCGGACGGGCAGCGAGCACACCGUGGACGGACACGCGUUUCCCGCGGAGUUGCAAAUAUUCGGCUUCAACUCGCAACUCUACAACAACUUCUCGGAUGCGUUACAACGGGCACAAGGGAUCGUGGCGUUGUCUCUUCUUCUCCAGGUUGGAGACCUCUCGAAUCCAGAGCUUCGAAUAUUCACCGAGCAGCUGGAUAAAAUCAAAUAUGGAGGCCAGGCGAUGGAGAUUAAACGUUUCGUGGUGCGGGAACUGCUACCGGACACGAAAUAUUACAUGACGUACGACGGCUCCAUCACGAUGCCAGCCUGCCACGAGACCACCACGUGGAUCAUCCUGAACAAGCCGAUAUACAUCACAAAGCAGCAGCUUCUCGCGUUACGACAAUUGAUGCAAGGAGACAAGGAUCAUCCGAACGCGCCACUAGGGAAUAAUUUCAGACCGCCGCAGCCGCUUCAUCAUCGUCCCGUUCGAACAAACAUCGACUUCAACGUUCAGGGACCGAAGAACUGUCCGACGAUGAAUAGGGACAUAUACUACAAAGCCAACAGCUGGAAAUAACCCCCUUGGCAAGUUAUGGGGGUGGCUGGAGGUGAACUACGCUUUCCCUGGGUUAAACUGGAGCCACGCAGUUAAGAGGAUAGAAACCCACUGACAUAUCAAUUAAUGAGCGCGACCAGUGGUCAUCGUAUCGAUCAGAUCGAGCAGAGGCCAUCGUGGCGCGUAUGGUUGAGAGGAAGAGUGAGAGAGCGAACGAAAGAAAGAGAGAAUGAGAAAAGAAGAGAGGUCAGAAUGUCGAGAAAAAGAGAGAAAGAGAUUAAAAAGAAGAAAAAUGCUUCGUUGUACUAUUAGACGUGAACUGCCAAGUAUGUUUCCAGUAACGAGAAAAAAAAAAACACACGCAAAGAACAUGCAGAUACACAGACAAGUACACAGAGAGACACAUACAGAAGAUAUACCUAUAUAUAGAUUACAAUUUAGCGGAGAUAAGGUUAAAACAAAAAAAAAAAAAAACGUAAGAUUAACACAAGAUAUAUUAUUAUACGUAUAUCGAUCAACUAUCGAAAAAGCUAUGACUAUCGUGGCCUGUGUCGAGGUCGUUGAUGACGAUGAUGAAUAGAACUAGGGAUGGGGAUAGAAAUGAAAGACACGAGAUUUCUUUAUGUAUAAAAGAUAUUAAAAAAAGAAGAAGAAGAAGAAGAAGAAGAAACUAAAGAUUCGUGCGUGAUGGAUGAUCAUGCGUACACGCCCACUCAUUCCACCACUUGCAUAUACAUGAAUACAUACGACAUACAUGCAUACAUACUAUACAUAUACACACACAUAUCGAACGAAAGUUUAUACUAUAUUCUUGUAAUAAAAUGCUGAAAAACGUA
Molecule: messenger RNA, 17678 nt
Organism: Apis cerana (Asiatic honeybee)
Lineage: Eukaryota; Metazoa; Arthropoda; Insecta; Hymenoptera; Apidae
Gene: CARPB
Product: Carbonic anhydrase-related protein B
Biological process (GO): one-carbon metabolic process
Molecular function (GO): carbonate dehydratase activity; zinc ion binding
Source: RefSeq, a predicted model, not a curated record